CACAACAAUUUUUUUUUCCAAAUUAUUUAUACGUUCCUGGUAUACAAAUUAUAAACGGCUCCCCGUACGCGACUAAUAUAACUCAAACGGAAACCGUUGGGCGUAUUCAGAUUGAAAAGAUUCAUGUUAUACAGACAUCACAAAAAAGCGUUAAAUGUAAUUUGCGCCCAACUCUCUAAAAUAACUUUCAAUGUCAAGGUAAUCAUAAGAGAAGAAUAGUUUCAGUAUUGAGAAGAAUCACAAGUCCAAGAAUAUAAUAAUUGUUAAGAGAACCUACUCUGUACCGGCACGAAUCAGUUAGGUUUUAACGUCCAGUUCGGGUGUAUAUGUUUCGAAGGAACAGUGAAAUAACAGUGAUUUUUUUUUAAAUCAGUGAGUUUAUUACUUUUAUAGUGUGUGUUGAUUGUAUACAUAUAUUUUUCGAAGAUGUCGUUUUGGUCUUCGUUUACUACCGGUCUUAGAAAUAUCGGUACCAGAAUCGGAGAAUUCUUCGGCAGAAAGAAAAAAGAAGUGAAUAAAGAAGCAGAACAAAUAGAGAACUCAGCUGAAGCUCAAGCACAAAGGACUAUAGACGUAGCUGAAGAUGCUGCACAAGACUUAACAAUAACGACUGCUACAGAAACCAAAAAUCAUUUAAAUGACGAAAUUAAACAAGCGGAAGAUGAAGCUAAAUCUGUGGAACAUACAAUACAAAACGCAAGAAAAACAGUUGAUGAUAAAUUAAACGAAGCGAAUAACGCAAUAAAAAAUACAGUUCAAACGGCUGAACAAAAAUGGAGAGAAACAGAAGCACAAGUAGCACAAAGAGUAAAAGAAACAGAAGAUUUUGCUGAACAGAAAAGGAGGGAAUUGGCGAAUACCCUGAAAAGAACUGGACAAAAUGUAGAUAAUAAACUCCAUUCGGCUGCUAUUUCAGCCGAGACUGAAAAACAUUCUUUAACAGAAGGACUGCACCAAUUUGGAGAAGAUCUUCAUCGAGGAGGUCAGAACUUUCUUACUGGCAUUCAAAAUGUUGGGCACAAUAUUAAUAACAAAAUGCAUGGUGUUUCGGAAACCACCGAAGGCCAAACAAAGUCAGCGGCUAGUGGGUUACAAAAAGUUGGUCAAAAUUUGGAAAAUCAAUUACAUAAAACAGAAGAAAAUCUCCAUAAGGAAAGUCAAGACGUUGCAGAAAACAUACAAAAUAUGAGUCAAAAAGCUUCACAUAAUGCGGCAGAAGAAGCACAAAAAUUUGCAAAAAAUGUAGAUGAAAAAUUGAAAGAUACUGCGGAAGAUGCUAAAAAGGCUGCAGAAAAAACAGAAAGUCAAGCUCAUACUGUUGGUGCUGGUCUGAUUAAUUUUGGUAAAGAAGUCGACAACAAACUUCAAGAAUCGGCGCAAGCUGCGGAAAUAACCACGGAGAAAGCUGUAGAUGAAGCAAAAACUACUGCACUUGAUACAAAGCAAGGAAUCGAUAAUGCUUUGCAUAAGACAGCUGAAUGUGCCCAAAACGCGGCACAUAAGACUUUUGAAGGCGCCAAAAACAUUGCCCAUAACAUUGGAGAGGGUUUCACGAAUUUUGGUAGAAACGUCGAUCACAAACUUCAUGAAUCUGUUGAUAGUACUAAACAUGCUGCACGCAAUACAGCAGAAGGUGCCCAAAACGCUGCACAAAAGGCUCGUGAAAACGCCGACAAUUCAGCCCAUAACAUUGAGGAGGGUUUGUUGAAUUUUGGUAGAAACGUCGACCACAAACUCCAUGAAGCUGUAGAUAGUACUAAAAAUGCUGCACAUAAUACAGCAGAAGGUGCCCAAAAGGCUCAUGAAAGUGGAAAUAACAUAGUCCAUAAUAUUGGAGAGGGUUUAUUGAAUUUUGGUAGAAACAUCGACAACAAACUCCAUGAAUUUGUUGAUGGUACUAAAACUGCUGCACAAAAUACAGCAGAAGGUACCCAAGAAAUUACGCAAAAAACCCGUGAAAGUGCAGACAAUACAACCCAUAACAUCGAAGAGGGAUUGUUGAAUUUUGGUAAAAACGUCGACCACAAACUCCACGAAACUGUUGAAGGGACUAAAACUGCUGCACAUAAUACAGCGGAAGGUGCCAAAGAAGCUGCACAAAAGGCUCGUGAAAGUGGCGAAAAUGUAGCCCAUAAUAUUGGAGAGGAUUUAUUAAAUUUUGGUAAAAACGUCGACCACAAACUCCAUGAAACUGUUGAUAGUACUAAAAAUACAGCAAAAGGUGCCCAAAAUGCUGCCCAAAAAGCUCGUGAAAGUGCUGAGAAUACAGCUCAUAAUAUCAGCGAGGGUUUUUUGAAUUUUAGUAGAAACGUAGACCACAAACUGCAAGAGUCGGUAGAGAGUACUAAAAAUGCUGCACACAACACAGCAGAAGGUGCCCAAAAGGCUCGUGAAAGUGGUAAUAACAUAGUCCAUAAUAUGGGAGAGGGUUUAUUGAAUUUUGGUAGAAACAUCGAUAACAAACUCCAUGAAGCUAUUGAUAGUACUAAAACUGCAGCACAAAAUACAGCAGAAGGUGCCCAAGAGACUGCGCAAAAAGCCCGUGAAAGUGCAGGCAAUACAGCCCAUAACAUUGGAGAGGGAUUGUUGAAUUUUGGUAGAAACUUUGACCACAAACUCCUUGAAGCUGUCGAAAGUACCAAAACUGCAGCACAAAAUACAGCAGAAGGUGCCCAAAAGGCUCGUGAAAGUGGCGAAAAUGUAGCCCAUAGUUUUGGUGAAGGUUUAUUGAAUUUUGGUAGAAACGUCGAUCACAAACUGCAAGAAUCUGUAGAAGUUGCAAAGAAUACCACAGAAAAAGCUGUCAACGAGGCUAAAACAACUGCACAUAAUACCUCGCAAGAAAUCAACGAUGCCUACCAUAAAACCACAGAAGGAACACAAAACCUGAUCAAAAGUGUAGAUAAUAAAUUGAAGGAAACUGCGAAAGAUGUUGAAAAAACAACAGGGAAAGCUGUAGACAACGCUAAAAAAACAGCUGAAAAAACUACUGAAGGAGCUAAAAAUAUAGCUGAAAGUACAGCGCAAAGUAUUGAUAACUCAUUGCACAAAACUGCAGAAAGUACACAGGAUGUAACUCAACAAACAUUACAAGGAGUCCAAAAUAUGGGAAAGAAUAUUGACAAUAAGCUUAAGGAUACUGCACAAAAGACUUCAGAAGGUACCCAAAAUAUAGCAAAAAGCAUUGAUAAUAAACUACAAGAAGCUGGACAAGGUCUUCAUAAUAUUGGUGAAACUAUUAAAGAUAAAUCUAGUGCUGUGAUUGAAGGAGCAGGUCACAGCCUUAAAGAAGCAGACCACAAUAUUGAAGGUGCUUUUACCAAAGCAACGAAAAACGCCAAUCAAAAGAAAGAAGAAAUUCAGAGUGGAUUACAAAAUGUCGGUCACAAUAUAGACAACAAAUUGGCCGAAACUGGUAAAUUAUUCCAAAACAAAAUGAAAGACACUGCGAAUUUCUUGGAUAACACAAGACAUGAAAUAGGACAAGAAAUGGAAGAAAGUAACAAAAAGGCGCAUGCAGAAUUGGACGACGUAACAGAUGCGGCCAAAAAUAUUUUUGGGAAAGGGCUGUUCUCUAGUAAAUAAAGAUUCCUGGAGAAUGUUGAGGGAAUAAAGUUUUAUAUGGUCAAUUGGAAUAGGUCCAAGAUGUUAUAUUUGUUGUUAAUUUUAUAAGAAUCUCGAGUUAUUUAUAAAUGUAUCUUUGUUGUAUUUGUUACGCAGCUUAAUGAAUUUUGCUACUAAAAAACGCAAAAAUAUAUUGAAAGUUGAUUAUUUAAUGACUUCAUAAAAUUUACAACUACAUUUAUAUUUUUUAUACUAUAAUUCAACCAAAAAAAUUUUUUGAUGUGAUUUAUACUAUUUUUUGAUAUAUUGAGAAUAUAAUUUAACGUCGUUUUCUGAUAUAAAGAAUAUUUCGAUUGCUAGAAUUUUUUAACGAUAAAAAAUUUUUGAAAAUGUUACUAACUGAAAAAGAUAUUUGAAUAAAACAAUAGAAAUAAACCCAUAUAUUUUUUAAAACAUUUCUUAAAGCCUCUAAGUCCCGUGUAAGAAUCCGUGGCACCAGCUAAAAUGAACAAAUUUUAAUCCAAAUAUUUAAAAUAUACAGUGUGAGUUCAACAAGAGUUCUAGUUAAAAUUGAAAAAUUAUCGUACUGUUUAUUUCAUUUACACUACACAUCAAAUGUGCACUGUAUAUCUAACGGCUAAAAUAUAGGGUUAUGAAUCACAAGUGCUUAUAUUUAUAUGAAAAAAUGGCGGGAAAAUCAAUUGUGGCUGUAAUCAGUGUUGCCACAUUCAAAAUUACAAUUGUUCUAUUGUUCUAUUGUACAAUUAUGCUUGUAAAAAAUGAUAAUAUAUGUGAAUAUCUUA
Messenger RNA from Diorhabda sublineata, 4367 nucleotides. RefSeq names its product plectin-like. The record is from RefSeq and is a predicted model, not a curated record. The transcript has 6 exons. The coding region runs from base 427 to 3585 and encodes 1052 amino acids. NCBI's taxonomy places the organism in Eukaryota, Metazoa, Arthropoda, Insecta, Coleoptera, Chrysomelidae.